AUGGACUCGACGCCGCGGCACCCAAAUCGUUUCAAUGACCCCAUCCCUUCAUCUUCGCCUGCAUUUGCGACGCCAGCGCGUCCUUUCCGACUGCAAAAGGGAAACGCACCGCCGAAAACCUCGAUUUUGCCAAUCCUUCUCCCUCCGUCGACUCUGCGUCCCGUCGCCUUUCGAACAUUCACCCGCAAGCACAAUCUGACAAUAUCCUCCUCCGCACUUCAAACCUUAGCUGUCUUUGUAGGCAAGAACUGUGGUUCAGGAUGGCGCGAGGAAGGCCUGGCAGAACGGGUCCUGGACGAGGUAGCGAAGAUCUGGAAAAGAGCCGGCGGAGGUGUGAUUGUGGAGGAAGGGAAAGGUGCAUCCUUGAAGACUAUACUGCAUACCCUCGAGGGCAGCAUGAGCGGUGGAAGGGUUGUUGCCGGUAAAGCGCAAGACGGCAAACCCUCAGCCCUAGGCAUGGACGAUGGUCAGAUGGACACCACCGAGUCAUUGGCAAAUCCCACCAACGAAGAGGAAGAUGCGCAGUUGUCGCUUCAUCCUCGUCACUGGCUGAAGGUGGUUGAUGCCUUUGACCUCCCACGCUUGACAUACAAUGUCGACAAGAAGUACUUCGAGGCCCUCAAGUCCAAGCCCUCGUUAUUUCCCUCGCCAGCUCACAAAACUGCCCUCUUUCGAGACCGAUACAAUCUCGUUUACCAGCGAUUGCUGCGCAAUGAAGCUUUUCAGAGCUCAUUGGGCUCUACCGCAGUGCCCUCGCUGCAGCGCUCAUCUUCAAACCUGGCGCAGCGCCAGUCCUAUAAAUUAACGCCCAUUGCCAAUCUGCUGGGUAGAACGGGAACAUCACAUCUACUUCUGGGAUUGCUUUCAAUCUCUGCUACCGGCGAUCUAUCUCUUGUCGACCUGUCCGGAAGUGUGGCGUUGGACUUAAGCCAUGCUCGAAUGAUUCCCGAGGAUGGCGCAUGGUUCGCGCCAGGUAUGAUUGUGCUCGUGGAUGGUAUCUAUGAAGAAGAGGAGAUGGUUCAAGGCGCAGCGCUGGGUGGAAAUACAGGCAUUGGAGGUGCAAUCGGUGGCCAAUUCGUCGGUUUAUCAAUCUGUGGACCUCCGUGUGAACGACGGGAUAUCUCGCUGGGCACAAGCAACCGUCAUGAUAGCGGGCAGAUGAGUUCCAGUGGCGGAUUUGGGUGGGUUGACUUCCUGGGAUUGGGAAGUGAACGUGCUCAAGGUGCGCGCAUGAGAAGAAUUCAAGAGAAAUGCCUCCAAAAGGACCUUGAGGCCACGGAAACCUCACCAAGGCUCAAGGUUGCUAUCUUGAGUGAAGUCAAUUUGGAUAACAUGAAGACAUUGGACGCACUGAAAAAGGUCUUCAGCACCUACAAUGAUCUUGCGCUUCGGGAACGCCCACAGGCAUUUAUCCUUAUCGGCAACUUCGUGCAGAGGGCGAUUAUCAGUGGUGGUGGACGAGCUGGAAGUAUCGAGUACAAGGAAUAUUUCGAUUCUUUAGCACUGGUGCUAUCAGACUUCCCAGCCUUGCUACAACACUCGACCUUUGUCUUCGUGCCCGGCGACAAUGACCCGUGGGCAUCAGCUUUCUCUGCUGGUGCAGCGUCAACAGUGCCCCGACAGUCGAUUCCAGAUCUUUUUACCUCCCGAGUGAGACGUGCCUUUGCCACUGCCAACUCAGAGCUUGGAGCUCAGCACACCGAACCAGCAGGCGAGGCCGUAUGGACCUCAAACCCAGCACGUCUGUCCUGGUUCGGGCCUGUGCAUGACAUCGCCGUGUUCCGCGAUGACAUGUCCGGACGAUUGAGGCGCAGCGCCGUCAACACCACGCUUGACAGCCAAGACCCAGACACCACAAUGCAAGAUCCUUCCAGCAGCGCUGCGACCUUCGCCGAAGGCAACAGCCAGAUAGACGAUCUGGGCCAGCAAGAAAACAGCAAGGCAACCGCUGAAUCUGGAGCGACGAUGGCCCGCCGACUCGUCAAGACGAUUCUGGAUCAAGGGACCGUUUCGCCAUUCCCAUUGCCAUUGCGACCUGUUUUGUGGGAUCAUGCAUCGGCUCUGCAAUUGUAUCCGUUGCCAACUGCCCUGGUGCUUGCUGACCCCGAGGCUGCUCCGUUCUGCAUGACAUAUGAGGGAUGCCAUGUCAUGAACCCCGGGCGCUUGGUACCGGAGGGUGGCACACCGACAGCGAGAUGGAUCGAGUUUGAUGUGUUGCGCAACCGAGGCAAGAUAAGAGAAGAGCGCUGUUAG
Penicillium brevicompactum is the source of this 2253-nucleotide messenger RNA. Its product is annotated as DNA polymerase epsilon noncatalytic subunit. The record is from RefSeq and is a predicted model, not a curated record. Gene Ontology annotation, biological process: DNA-templated DNA replication; error-prone translesion synthesis. Bases 1 to 2253 code for a protein of 750 amino acids. Lineage: Eukaryota; Fungi; Ascomycota; Eurotiomycetes; Eurotiales; Aspergillaceae. Gene Ontology annotation, molecular function: DNA binding. The transcript has a single exon. Gene Ontology annotation, cellular component: epsilon DNA polymerase complex.